Molecule: messenger RNA, 300 nt
Organism: Racocetra fulgida
Lineage: Eukaryota; Fungi; Glomeromycota; Glomeromycetes; Diversisporales; Gigasporaceae
Source: the annotation of a GenBank genome assembly
AUACGACAUAAACAACAAGUACUUUUGUAUCAAUCUGCACAAAUAGAAAUAAUAGAUAGCUCAAUUAGUAAUGCAGCUACAAUGCCAAUAACAGAAAGUAAAAAGAAUGUUCAAUUAAAUAAUAAUGAAACAAGCUAUUCUUCUAACUCAUCUACUAAAUUCAAAAAGACAAAUACUGAGAAAAAAUUUGAAUCCUUGAUUGAAGAAAGCCAUGAAGAGGAUUCUUCGUCUUUUGAUGAAGAGGAUUUUUCAUCUCUUGAUGAUGAACUUGAAACCUUGAUUGAUAUUGAAGAAGUAUGA